Messenger RNA from Gambusia affinis (western mosquitofish), 994 nucleotides. RefSeq names its product trypsin-like. Lineage: Eukaryota; Metazoa; Chordata; Actinopteri; Cyprinodontiformes; Poeciliidae. The record is from RefSeq and is a predicted model, not a curated record. Gene Ontology annotation, molecular function: serine-type endopeptidase activity. Gene Ontology annotation, biological process: proteolysis. The coding region runs from base 51 to 794 and encodes 247 amino acids. The transcript has 6 exons.
UUUAAAAGCUGCUGCAGGACUGCAGAUAUUCACAGGAAGUUGGACCAGCAAUGGCUCUGCUGAAGGUUCUGCUGCUCCUGGGGCUGGGUGUUUCAGUGAAGUCAAGUGUUUCUUUGCAGAAGAGAAUCAUUGGAGGUCAAAACUGUCAAGACACGGAGCGUCUUUAUCAUGUUCGGCUGGAGAACAUCAAGGGUAAUGAAAGGAUCCGCUGUGGAGGAUCUCUGAUCCGCCCUCAGUGGAUCCUGACUGCAGCUCACUGCUGGAAAUCGGAGCCAGGAUGGACUAACACUGCAUUCUUAAAAGUACAUCCACGGACUGUUAUACAGUACCAUCAGGUAAUCCGAGACGCUUCUGUGAUUUACGGCCCCAACCAUAACAUCAUGUUGCUGAAGCUUCAGACACCAGUAACAGAUGUCCCACUUGCUCGGCUACCAGACUGCAGUUAUCGUGUUAAUGUAGGCGAUGUUGUUCAGCUGGCAGGAGAGGGAGCAACGACAACCGGCCGCAAUAAUCGGCGAUUAACAGCUGCUCCUCUUCCAGCACAUCUUCAGUGUGUCGACAUGAGAGUUGUUCAGAGUUCCCUCUUUGUUCCGAUAACUGGGUUUGUAUUCUAUGCUGAAGCAUGGAACAAGGAUAUUUGUUAUGGGGACACUGGUGGAGCAGUGGUGCUCUAUGGCAUGAUUUAUGGUGUGAUUUAUUUUAGUGGACCAUACCAUGCAUGUCAGAGAUCAACUGCAAUUGUGGAUGUGUGUGAAUACAAUGUGUGGAUAAAACAAACAACUGGGAUUCAAUAAAACAUAAACUAUCAUGAAAUAGAAUUCUCAUCAAAUUUUCUCUCACAUAUGAUUGUAUCUUCAUCAGUUUGAUGCACAUCUUUGUAGAAUUAGAAUAAAUCAAUAGCUUUGUUUUUUCUCACCUAAUCUUGACCUCCCUAAUGGAGCUUUCUCUGCCUCAGAAAUGAAAAAUAAAUCAAUAAAUGUAUGAACGAGAAACA